Prunus persica (peach) is the source of this 828-nucleotide messenger RNA. RefSeq names its product protein FAR1-RELATED SEQUENCE 5-like. The transcript has a single exon. Bases 1 to 828 code for a protein of 275 amino acids. The record is from RefSeq and is a predicted model, not a curated record. Lineage: Eukaryota; Viridiplantae; Streptophyta; Magnoliopsida; Rosales; Rosaceae.
AUGACACCUCCAGAAAGAGUGCAUUUUAUGAGAUCACAUCGUCAUAUUUCAGAACCUGCAAAGCUACUCACAAAACAACUUGGUUCAGCUGAUAUACCUACUCAUAAAAAGAUGAGUAUUUUGGAGGUACAAUAUGGAGGAAUGGAGAAAAUUGGUUUUACCAAAAAGGAUAUUUACAAUUUUGAAUAUUAUGAGAGUAGCCUGAUGAAGAACCAUGAUGUUGAACUGGAGACUGAGUAUUUUUUAGCUGAACAGAAAAACAAUAGAUCAUUUUAUUUCAAGAUUGAGGGAGAUUCCAAUGACAGGCUUACUCGAUGUUUUUGGGUAGAUGCAACUUCUAGACGAGCAUACGGGUUUUAUGGAGAUGUUGUCGUGCUCGAUACCACAUUCAACACGAACCGAUAUGGCUUGCCAUUUGCACCAAUGUUGGGGGUUAAUAACCAUGGUCAGACAAUUGUUUUAGCUUGUGCAUUUUUAAGUAAGGAAACGACUGAGUCAUUUAUUUGGAUGUUUGAGGAGUUUAAAAAAGCCAUGCCAGGUGGUGAGCCAAAAAUGAUAAUUACAGAUCAAGAUGCAGCUAUGGCUAGAGCAAUUUUUGAAGUAUUCCCCACUACAUUUCAUCGACUUUGCAUAUGGUACAUCAUAACCAAGUUCUCUGAUAAACUACCACGAAUUGCUUAUGAGGAAUAUUGGAAAGAGUUUAAGGAAAUCAUAUGGGAGAUUGACAAUAUAGAUGAAUUUGAAGAAAAGUGGCAUGCAAUCAUUACAAAAUCUGGUUUGACUGACCAUCCAUGGCUGAGUUCAGUUUUUGAUUUGCGAAAAUCAUAG